Klebsormidium nitens is the source of this 1866-nucleotide messenger RNA. NCBI's taxonomy places the organism in Eukaryota, Viridiplantae, Streptophyta, Klebsormidiophyceae, Klebsormidiales, Klebsormidiaceae. The record is from the annotation of a GenBank genome assembly.
UAGACACCAUUCUUACAGCUUUUAUUUGUCCAUAUGACCGGUGGACUCAACUUGAGAGGUCAGCAUGUACCCGGCGUAUCCUUGUCAUAAAAGUGUCCCCAUCAAGGGGCAGCUUGGGAUGGAGAGAGAACUCGUGAAGUGCGGUAGGUAGUAGCUGGGAGAGCAAGGCGUCAUUGCAAAUUGAAAGGAUCAUGCAUGCGAAGAUGGGCAGCAGCAAAAAGUCUAAGCAAGCGGCAAAUGGUGGUAAAGUAGCAAACAGCGGCGGCAGCCGCUUUGCUCCCUGUCCUGUGUGCGGCAGAAACGUGGCUGUUGCUUUAGUACAUGAGCACUUGAACACUUGCCUGACAACACCAGAGAAAGACGCCACCGUAGUGGCAACAGCACGGGGAGAAAGCAAUCAGGGCACUUGUGGAGAGGAUAGAAUCAAGAAAAGAGGGGCGACAGAGGUGAACACAAAACACAAUGCUGCAGACCUGUUGAAUGGGAAGCCAAGUUCAAAGAAGCAGAAGGUGGUAAUAAGUUUGCUCAAAGGAGGGCAGGUACAAAGUCCAGAUGGGGAGCUGGGGGAGGCGUCGGGAGGGGGAGUUGUUGAGUGCUCUCAUCUUCAGCGGAUAGAAAAUGGAGCCGCAAGUUCCACUGGAGAAGAACCAGGCAUGGGCGCAAAAACAACACUGGAAUCUAGAUCAGGAAAUACAGGGGAGGGGCAGUCUGGUCUGAUUGUAGAGCGGAAGGAAGCAUCUGAUUGCAACCUCUAUGACAGUGCAAUCUUCAGCUCAAAAGCAGGCCCCCAACAUCAAAAUGGGGUGUCAGAAAGCAAUCUCCAACGGCCAGAGACAACUGGUUUGGCGGAAGCCAGGGAGGGCACUGGUCACUUGCAACAAAGCCCUUCGUCCAUGGUUUCCCUAAACCUGCCGACAGAGUCAGGUCUAGGUAGCGUUUCUGAGAACCAGGACAUUCUCGUUGGCGUAGACAGCACAGAGAUGCUAGAAGAGAAUCCAAAAGCGGUUGAGAAAGGCACAACAAAGGUUAUUGCCCCCAUCUUUAAGAAGCCAAACAAGGUCGUCUACCUUAUCCGGCAUGGCAACACGAUGACGAACUCAGGGGCUGCUUUCCGGCCCUUCAAUAUUCAAGACGAGAUUGGUUCUGAAGCGACGGCCAGCGGGGUUGCGGCGCGAACAGACAGUUCAGGGCGCAUCUUUGAUGUGCCCCUCUCGACUCUUGGAUUCAAGCAAGCGGCGGCCUUGCAGAAGAAGCUGCCAGGGUUGAAAGCUGAAGUUAUUCUAGUGUCACCUCUGACAAGGGCACUGCAAACGUGUCAAGAAGCGCUUGGCAGCUUGCAGGUGCCGGUCGAGGUGACGUCGAGGCACGCCGAACACGUGGCCUGCUGUGGAGAUGUCGGAAGGCCACCCAGCGUCCUCGCUGCGGAGUUUCUGGCGUUCGACCUCUCUCGGGUGCAGUCCGUCUGGUGGUACUCUCCUGCUGGCGCGCCCAACCACGCGCUCUCGGGGACCUUCCUAAGCAGGGAAAGCAUGGUUCAUCUUCGAGAGAGGGUGCAGCGGUUCCGGGCGUAUCUCCUGCAGCGGCCGGAGAGGACGCUUGUGGUCAUCGGCCACUCGACCUUCUUUCGGGAGCUUCUUGGGAGCAAGCGGAGGAUGGCUCAUUGCGAAAUUGUACAGUUGCGCCUGUAAUCGUCAUUGCUAUUGCUUACUAACCGCACGCUCGCUGUCAGAUGUCCAGCGCCAAUUGUUUAAUCGUGCAGAAAUCCACAGUUGGCCCGGGUCUUAAAGAGGGCGUCAGAUUUCAAGGUACACUUGUGCAUCUGAAUCCUGAGGGAAAUUGUCAUCUGACGGCCCAGAUUCAAUUCUG